AUGAAUACCACCCUACAUCCUAAUAGGGAUCUACUCGAUCCGGAAUUCCAAUCAUACAAGCUUUCUCUUCAAAAGGGUUUCAUAAUUACAACGUUAGAUAAUGACGGGAUUGAUCUAAAAUCCCUUCCGCAAGAUAAUUUUUCGAAGUUAAAUAUUUGCCUUUCUUCUCUACAUAAUUGUCUGUUUCAAGAUAGACUUAACCCAUGCCAUCUUUACUAUCGAACUUCGACAGGAAAGAUCAAAGCCUUGGCAAUUUCUUCACGAAAAGAAGCCUUUUCUAGUGGUGAAACAGUUUUCACUAUUCCGAGCGAGGAAUAUUCAGAUUCAUCCGUAAUCUACAAUACAUCGCUUAUUUGCUUGCGUGAUUAUGCAUUGUUGUGUACUGGUUCGGAUCAUGUUUAUUUGUUACAUACUGGAGAUAGAUCGUCUGAUGUUCUCUCAUCAUGGAAAGUCGUUUAUGAGCAACAAGUUGAUCUGCUUUCUAAAUCCGGCUAUCUUGUUGAUGCCGUUACAACUCGUACGUGUGAUGGCAAACUACAAAUUGACUACAUUCUCCUUUCCGUAUACAAAUCUGAUGACGAAAUGUCGAAAACUUAUUUGGAUUGGUUUACUAUUUCCGGAACCGAGGAAACUUGGAGCCAAACAAGACACAGACGCCUUUGCUGCGUCACUUUUCCUGACCAUGUGGCUUUUGAAGGACAUGCUGAAUCACUAACCGUUCGUUCUACCAAACCUCUUAUUCCUCUUCUGGAUACGUCUAAUUCCGAUAUUAAACCACCUUCUGCUAAACCUCAAACUUCUAUUGAGACCAUAAAAUCUGAAGAUAACAGCCAAGAUGUUACUUUUACAUGGAUGCAAUCCCUUCCUUCUCUAUCGGAAGGAGAUUGUAGCCUUAUAAACAUUCUCGUGAAGCUUAGCGAUCAACACAAGAUCAGUGACCCCAAAUGUGGUGUUUAUGUUGUCUGUAAUCCAUGCGAAGAAAUUGAAGAGGAUCUUAAUUCAUGCCGACUCGAUCUUUCAAUUAAAACUGAUGCAGGUGAUGUUAAGCUUUGUUCUGCUCGGUUGUUUGCUCCGGUAAAAGCUAGUGGUACAAUGUGGACUUAUGAUCGUGAGACGAAUAGUAUUGAUAUCACACUAGUUAAAGAAGAACCAGGUACCUGGCCUCAUCUCCUUGCAAAUCCUGAUGAAGAAAAACGCCUUGGCUUAAAAUAUGAUGAAGAAUCUUUGCCCACCGUUUCUAACAUUGUUACUGAUGAACCGAUGCAGAGCUGCUUCAAUGUUGAACAAUUGGAGGAUGUUGACAUGAUCCAUGACAAUGAUGAUGAUGAUUCGAUAUUGCAGCGCAUCGACGGGACUACACUGAAAGCUGUUGUUAGAGCUGAAAUGUUCGGUCACCAGAAGCUCUAUACAGCCCUUACUCGUACUGAUUUCGACUCCCCUGAUCUUUGUUCUCAUAUUCUCUGUACUCGCCACGACGUUGAUGGUCUUCUUUGGGCUCCGGAGACCUCUUCGACAUCCUGGUCUCACGUAGCAACUCUUCAAGCCUUCGGUUAUGUUCUAGCCAGCAAGCAGAACCGUCGUUUUGUCGCUUCACCCCCUAUUGACCUAUCUCAGUUCCCCUGUACGCCACAAUUCGUCGCUGUUUCGGACAUCACUCGCCAUAUCUAUGUGUACUGGCAACCAGCAGCGAGUGCUCUCACCGAACUACGGCACAGAAAAUCCGACGGGGACUCGAGCUCAAGUUCAACAGGGUCGAAGGUGGUUCACGUUGCCCGUCAACAGGUUGUUGCUCUGCCAGAUAAUGAUGAGAUAAUUGGAUUUGCUGCAGCUGCGGAACCCUAUGCGUCGUGUGUUGUAGCGACGAGACGGUCUCUGUUUCUAGUCUGUUUGGAUGAAGGGGAGGAGUAG
This is a messenger RNA of Rodentolepis nana, 1908 nucleotides long. Lineage: Eukaryota; Metazoa; Platyhelminthes; Cestoda; Cyclophyllidea; Hymenolepididae. The record is from the annotation of a GenBank genome assembly.